Molecule: messenger RNA, 1631 nt
Organism: Erpetoichthys calabaricus (reedfish)
Lineage: Eukaryota; Metazoa; Chordata; Cladistia; Polypteriformes; Polypteridae
Product: putative zinc finger protein 286B
Exons: 2
Coding region: 249-1628 (459 amino acids)
Biological process (GO): regulation of transcription by RNA polymerase II
Molecular function (GO): RNA polymerase II cis-regulatory region sequence-specific DNA binding; DNA-binding transcription factor activity, RNA polymerase II-specific
Source: RefSeq, a predicted model, not a curated record
CCAAUAGGCGUAGGGCGGAAGGCGGAAGCCGUCGGCUUGUGGGCUAUGCGUAACCAUGAUGGCUAACUUCUUUCGUUGGUUGAUUUAGCAAGCCUCAUAGAACAUAGCAUCUUAGGCAGAGUUGUGUUGUUGUGCAUCUACACCUGUGCCUUUUAAUACGCUGAAAUACACACACACUGUCUAGGGUUGAUGUUUUGAAAGUAACUCAAAAGUGGUCAAGCCGCCUGUGUCUGAAGAAGCCACGGAAGAUGGACACUGGAGUGUCGACUUCGUUCCUCACCGCUGAGCUGGCAACUGCAGUGGAGCAGGCAGUGAAAACAGCGGUGCAGGCUGUCAUGUGCGAGUUGACAAAAGCGGUUGGAGCUACCCUUGACAACUUGCGUAUGGAAGUGGCAGAGAAAGAACGAGAAAACCAAAGCCUGCGGCUUCGUCUGGACAUAUCGGAUAGCAAACUGAAGGCCGUGCGGGAGUGCCUUAAUCUCGGCGGAGAUAGCAGCGGACUACCACAAACCAGUCAGUCGGACUCCACAAGGACAGAGAAACAAACUCAUUCAGCGGGUCAGGAUAAGACCGCGGGGCCGCCUGCACAACGUCAGGUGACGGCCAGACCGGUCCGGCCAUCCAGCGAUUCCGUGUUGCCGGUCCUGUGCAGCACCCAGCAGGAACCACCAGCGCAACACUCGAAGGUGGACAGCACUUGGAAACAAACUGGAAGCGUCUUUGAAGAGAAGGAGGUUUAUCCUGAUGCAAGUACAGAAUCAAGAGUAGAAGACACUCCUGAUGCAGAACACAUUCACCUUGCUAAAGAUACUUCGGAAAUGGAAUCUGUUCUGAUUAAAGAGGAGGAUUCCGAUUUAGAGUCUGUUCAUGUAAUAGAGGAUGUCCUUCAGAUGGAGUCCGUGAUUAUUAAAGAUGAAGUUUCUCACAUGAACAGUGUACCUCAUGUAGAAGUUGCUUUUCAACAGGAAACUGUUACCAUUAUGGAAGAUGCUCCUCAGUCUAUAUCCAGUAAUAAUGACAACCAUUCUACAGUGCUGGGAAGUAUUCCUAGCUCAACAAAGUGUGGUAAAUGUGAGAAGAGCUUUGGCAAAGAAGCAGAGCAAGCACCCCAGGCUCCAUAUUUAUGUACACAGUGUGCCAUUGAAUUUGGAGAUCUGAAAAACCAAACCAGACAAAAGCACCAAACAACAGUAAAGAGGAAAUCCUACUAUUGCUGUGAGUGUGGUCACAGCUUUAAUCAGCUAACUUGUCUCCGGAAACACCAACAGAUACAUGCUGGAAAGAGUCCUUAUACAUGCACUGAAUGUGAGAAAAGUUUCAGUCAGUUAGUGUAUCUGAACCAGCAUCAGCGUGUUCACACUGGUGAGACCCCAUUUUGCUGCAUUGAAUGUGGAAGGAGUUUCAGCCAGUUGGGAAAUCUUAUGCAGCAUUUACGUAUUCACACUGGAGAGAAGCCCUUUCGUUGCACCGACUGUGGAAAGAGUUUCAGACACAUAGAUGGCUUGAAGAAGCACCGUCGCAUUCACACAGGAGAGAAACCAUACCAAUGUACAGAGUGUGGCCAGGACUUCAGGCAUUUAAACAGUUUUAAACGACACUGGCGAACUCACACUGAAAAUAGCUUGUGAAUG